Messenger RNA from Polypterus senegalus (gray bichir), 1787 nucleotides. It is a transcript of the gene clu, whose product is annotated as clusterin. The transcript is spliced from 10 exons. The record is from RefSeq and is a predicted model, not a curated record. Bases 196 to 1578 code for a protein of 460 amino acids. Lineage: Eukaryota; Metazoa; Chordata; Cladistia; Polypteriformes; Polypteridae.
CUAGAAAAGUCCACAACUGCUGUGAUCGUUCUUUGGGAGUGAAUCAGAGCACUUGACAACAGGCGUUACGCCCUAUAAAUACGUAGAUCAAUAAGAUCAGCCGCAGACCGCUACCAGACUGGCUGAGCAAAUAACGGGUGACUGUGGUGCUCAGUUGAUUUACACAAGUGGAAGGCAUAAACAUUUUUAGCGGAGAUGAAGCUCACCGGGUCCAUCCUGCUUUUGUGUCUUCUUUGUUCCUUUGCCCACAGUUUGAUUAAUCUUUCAUCUCAAGAUCUCAAAUUAAUAUCCUUACAAGGACAGAAACAUAUAGAUAAAGAAAUUGAUGAUGCAAUAGAAGGAGUUAAACAAAUGAAGACCUUGAUGGAAAAGUCUGAAAAACAACACAAAGCCUAUUUAAAAAAAUUAGACAAAACCAAACAACAGAAAGAGGAGGCUAUAAAGGUUGCUGAAGAGAUAGAGGUAAAACUAAAUGAAGCACAGAAGGUUUGCAAUGAAUCAAUCCAGGCCUUGUGGGAGGAAUGUAAACCAUGCCUGAAACAGAGCUGUAUAAGAUAUUAUUCAAGGACCUGCAGCAGUGCAUCUGGUGCAGUUGGAAGACGUCUGGAAGAGUACCUCAACAAGACAUCUCCCAUAUCUAUUUGGAUUAAUGGUGAAAAAUUAGACUCCCUUCUAGAAACAGACAAAAAACAGGAAAAGCAGUUUGAAGACCUAGAAGAGCAUUAUGCAGAAAUUGCAGAUGGAGUGGAUAGUAUCUUCCAAGACAGUGAGAAGGUGUUUGACCACAUACAUUCUCCUUUCCGGUAUCGCAUGAACUUUGGCUAUCCCAUGACCACCCCACUCAUGUCUCACAGGAUGAUGCCAUUCUACCAAAUGAACCAUCCCGACAUCAGAUCCCAUUUCUUUGGACAUGGAUUUCAUGAUAUGUUCAAGCCAAUGUUCGACAUGGUCCAAAGGAUGUUCGAUUCAGUUUCUCAAAUCACAGAGAAAGAGUUUGACUUAAUGGAUCCUUUUCCAACAGAUGGCUCUGUCAAUGAAGAUGUCAUUAUAUCUCGACCAAAUGGAAACAAUCAAAUGACAUGCCGAGAAAUUCGUCGAAAUUCAGCUGGCUGCCUUAACCUCAAGGAAGAAUGUGAAAAGUGCAAGGCGAUUCAGUCCAUAGAUUGCUCAGGGAAAAAACCUUUGCAAGGUCCCCUCAAGGAAGAGUUUGAAAAUUCUUUAGCCAUAAUGGAAAAACUCACUAAAGAGUAUGAUGAGAUGCUGAAGAAGUUCCAGCAGGAAAUUCUGAACACCACUGAUAUAAUGAAAAGGCUCAAUGAACAAUUUGGAUGGGUGUCUACACUUGUCAAUGCAACUGACAGGCAGGAUGGAUUUUUUCAGAUUACAACAGUGAUGUCAAGAAACAGCCAAAAUCCAAAUGAACCUGGAGACACUACAGUGACUACUAAGUUCUUUGACUUACCAGAAAUGACCUUUACAGUACCAAAGGACAUUCCUUGGGAUGAUCCCAAGUUCUCAGAAAUAAUUGCAAAAGAAGCUGUGGAAUACUACAAGAAAAAUGUACUAAUUGUCAAAUAAAAUGAGAAGAGAUUUGCCAGAAGCAAAGCCAUAUACUCACAAAAGAAAUGAUCAAGAACAUUUACAUUGCACUUCUGGAGAGCAGUGCCUGAAGGACUAGCAUUACUAUAAAUGUGUAAUUAUGCACCUGCACUAACUUAGAAUCCAAGAUAGCACAAUGAAGAGCAUCAUAAAAUCCUUCCAUUACAUUAAACAACCUUUAAGCUGUU